Zingiber officinale is the source of this 1412-nucleotide messenger RNA. RefSeq names its product basic leucine zipper 23-like. Gene Ontology annotation, molecular function: RNA polymerase II cis-regulatory region sequence-specific DNA binding; DNA-binding transcription factor activity, RNA polymerase II-specific. The transcript has 3 exons. Lineage: Eukaryota; Viridiplantae; Streptophyta; Magnoliopsida; Zingiberales; Zingiberaceae. The record is from RefSeq and is a predicted model, not a curated record. Gene Ontology annotation, biological process: regulation of transcription by RNA polymerase II; DNA-templated transcription. The coding region runs from base 452 to 1081 and encodes 209 amino acids.
AUAGAUUAUCAAUUGAGAAAAGGAAGGUCGACGACGACGAUGAUGGUAGAGAGAAGAGAGAGCUGAAAAGGAAAGGUGGGAAGGGAAUCAGUGCGACGUAACGGUUUGUGUUUUCUGCGCACAUCCAAUCGAAACCUCAAACGAUGACUUUCGUUCUCGCCCUCUCUUUCUCAGAUUCUGCUCCUCAAAGGAGCCGAGCAGACGAGAGGAGAAAGGUCGAGGGGUUUCCAGGUCUCUUUACUUGAUAUCACCCUCCAGUUUUGAUUGCUGUUUUUAUCGACAAGGUUUCGUUUUGAUGCUUCUCGCCGCUUCCUCGAUCUAGUUUUAGUUCGAUCGAGCGUCAAAGCUACAAUCUUGCGUCCCUUGCUGCUGGGUUUGGGUCUUCCACGCAACUAGGGUUCUAAAAGAGAAAGGGCUCGUUGAUCUAGGAAUUGGAUUCCGCGGUACAAGCAUGGAUGAUGGAGAAGUGGAUCUUUCGAACCACUAUCUGUUGACAAAUCCGGAGAUGGCUCAGGGCUUCGAUGAGUUCUUGAAGAACUCCAGAACAUGCACCCACACGCACACCUGCAACCCCCCUGGCCGCGCGGCCGCCGCCCACACUCACACCUGCUACCACACACACACGCAGGUGUUCGCCGCCGGCGAGGAAGAGAAUAUUGGGGAAGACGAGAUCAAGAAGUCGCGGAAACCGCUAGGGAACAGAGAAGCCGUGCGGAAGUACCGCGAGAAGAAGAAAGCCCACGCCGCCUUCCUGGAGGAGGAGGUCAAGAAGCUGCAAGUGCUGAACCAGCAGCUUCUCAGUAGGCUUCAGGGGCAGGCGGCGCUCGAGGCGGAGGUGGUCAGGCUGAGAAGCCUCCUGGUGGAUCUCAGAGGAAAGAUUGAUGCUGAAUUGGGCGGCUUCCCAAUUCAGAAGCAGUGCAACCCUCCUGGUUUGCAGUGCGACAGCAAUGGCCACUGCAAUGUCGGAAACCCAGAGAUGACCGAUUGGGAAACGAGUUGUGGACCCUCAACUAAGCGCAUCACCAUGAACUCCAUGGAUGCUCUUGGGAGCUUAGUUUCAUCUGCUUCCCAAACAGGGUGAAAUGCAAAUGCCAAGAGGCAAAGCAAAAGAAAGUCGUACGUUGAUCCUGGACGUCCCACACGGCUCUGUAGAGAAGUAAAUUGGAAAACUAUAAUUGGUCAGCAUGUGGGAGAAUGUUAUUCAAGAUUUUUAUCGAAAUUCGACCAUGCCCCAGCAAUACUACCAAGAAUAAUGUUUGAUUGAUGUCACAGAAGAUAUAACCUGUGAAAUUUUGAGUAUGUAGACAAUAAAGAUACAUAUACUUCUUUUUUUUUUGUACUCCUUUAGCUGCUUGUAUUUUUUCUGUCACAAUCUUGGACAGUGCUGUAUUGUUCUAUCUGUUUCAUCUGCA